Megalops cyprinoides (Indo-Pacific tarpon) is the source of this 1950-nucleotide messenger RNA. RefSeq names its product thymocyte selection-associated high mobility group box protein TOX-like. Lineage: Eukaryota; Metazoa; Chordata; Actinopteri; Elopiformes; Megalopidae. Gene Ontology annotation, cellular component: nucleus. Gene Ontology annotation, biological process: regulation of transcription by RNA polymerase II; leukocyte differentiation. The coding region runs from base 399 to 1937 and encodes 512 amino acids. Gene Ontology annotation, molecular function: chromatin DNA binding. The record is from RefSeq and is a predicted model, not a curated record. The transcript is spliced from 9 exons.
CAAGUGGAGCUGCCUCUAACGAAGUGCGCAGGGUGGCCGCUUUUUAUAAAACUGGCGAUUUUUGCUCUCACCGCGGAUUAAAACAACUUCCCAAAGAGGAAACGAAUUUAGUGGGACUACGCGAACAUUGCCCGUCAUUCGACCAUUGUUUCAAAGCUUGUGGCAUCGCUUCAUUUUCAAGUUUUUUUUUUCUUCUUCUUCUUCUUUUUUUUAACAAAACCGCAAACGGAUGUGAAGUAGUGAGGUGUUCCUGUACUGUAUAUCUCAGCGCUACAAAUACUACCUAGUUAACUUUUACUCACGCAUUGAAUUCUAUUUUUUGAUAUUGGCUUGUUACAUUGCAACGAAAAAUAGGAAUCUGAGAGGGGGAAAAACAGGUGAUUGAUGUUUGUGUUGAAAUGGACGUGAGAGUUUACCCUCCUCCGGCACAGCCUCCAUCCACCGUGGCCGCUUCCUGCCUGGGACCCUCGCACUGCCCGGACACUUUCUAUAGCAACAAGUGUGACAGUGAAAACAUGUACAUGAAAUUAUCAGAGGGAAUGCAGGAUUUUGCCCCAGGGAGCCAGCUGUAUCCGGUUCCCGGCUUGGGUGACGAAGACUUCAACAUCCCCCCCAUCACGCCCCCCUCCCUCCCUGAGCACGUUCUGGCUCACCCACCCGAAUCAGAAACUGGAGUGUACCACUCCCCGUGUCCCCCCACCCCCCAAAACGGGCUACACCCCUUCCACCCCCACAGCUUGGACCUGCCUGGCAUCACCGUCUCCACUAUGUUGAGCCAAGAUGGACGCCUGCCCCCUGGUUUCCUCACUUACUCCAUUUCCCAGGACCCACACAUGGCACACCCCGACCCACAGCGAUGCACCGGCCAACCGCAGAUGGAAGCUUUCAGGCCCAGCAUCCAAUCAGUGAUGAUGCCGCAUGGGCACCUGACCACUAUCAACCAAUCACAGCUCAGCGGACGUCAUGGGCUGAGCGGUAAUAACGGCCAGCAUGGCUCCCCCUCUCCUCCAGGAAGUAAACGGGCAACGCCUUCUCCAUCUAGCUCUGUGCAGGAGGAGGAAGUGGAGGAGUCUCUGAAGGUGAGUGGGGCGGAGAAGCGGCCUGCAGCGGACGCAGGGAAGAAGCCCAAAACACAGAAGAAGAAAAAGAAGAAGGACCCCAACGAGCCGCAGAAGCCCGUCUCCGCCUACGCCCUGUUCUUCAGAGACACACAGGCCACCAUCAAGGGCCAGAAUCCCAGCGCCACCUUCGGGGAGGUCUCCAAAAUCGUGGCGUCCACGUGGGACGGCCUGGGCGAGGAGCAGAAACAGUUAUAUAAGAAGAAAACUGAACUGGCAAAGAAGGAGUAUCUGAAACAGCUGGCGGCUUACCGAGCCAGCAUGGUGUCUCAGAGUUGCAACGAGGUGAGUGAUGUCACGGCGCCGCAGGCCUCUCAGAGGGCGGGCUCCAAGCUGGCGGUGUUCCAGGGGGCAGGGCUUUACCACGGACACGCCCUCCAGCAGCAACCAGGCGCAAACCCCCUCCUGCACCCCGCCUUGCCCCGCAGCAUUGUCCCCCAGCCUGGCGUGCCCAUGCCCGGGCCCCUCCCCGGCACCAACAUGCCGCCCCCUGCCCUCCUACCCACAAUGCACCAGCACGCCAGCCUCCAGCAUCAGCACCAGCCCGUCGCCAUGCAGAGGCUGCCCGGCAACCACCAGCCCCUCGGCAACCACCCGCAGCUCCCACUCCACUCCCCGACCAUGCCACAGGGAUACCCCACCCAGCCAGAGUUCCUCAACAUGCUGAAUGGAAUGACCACAUCAGGGCCAAGCCUGGCACCAUCCAUGGAUUACAGCCAAUCAGGAGGCAGGAACCCCUCAGCCCAGAGUGUGGACUGGGGUGUGGACUACUGUAGCAAUGGGAACCUGCAAGGCGAAAGGGCUCUGUAUCUCAGCUGAUCUCAGGACUCAC